AUGGAUAGUUGUGGGAAACAUAGAUCAGAACUUGAUGAAGUAAUCUGGGAGAUCAAAAAGUCAUUUACUGUUUUGAAACGAGUGCCGGAUCUGAUGGAGAAGGAGAAACAGGAUUACUUGUACACGGAUGAUCCAGAGUAUAAAUCUUUAUUUGAUGAUUGUCAGAAAGAACAUCCUGAAAUUGUUUCGAAUUUCGAUAAACUGAAAUUGGAAGUUCGAAAAAUAGUGGAUGAGAAUCACAAAGUGAACAAAGCAAUUCUAGAACUAGAACAACUUUUCAGUGGAUUUUAUGUGAUGAUCGGAGAGCUAGAGGUUGAACACUCUGUUCUGGAAUAUCGAAGAGAAAUUGAUAAAAGUUUCAUGAAAUUGUUUGAAAUAGUGAAAGAAUUGAAUAAAGAAUAA
Caenorhabditis remanei is the source of this 402-nucleotide messenger RNA. RefSeq lists its product as uncharacterized. Lineage: Eukaryota; Metazoa; Nematoda; Chromadorea; Rhabditida; Rhabditidae. The coding region runs from base 1 to 402 and encodes 133 amino acids. The record is from RefSeq and is a predicted model, not a curated record. The transcript is spliced from 3 exons.